UUCAUAAUCCACCGUAAUCCACGAAGACAAGCAUCACCAUCACCAUUUUGUGAUUUUGUCGAAGCAUUGCCAAUAUUACUCGGAUGUUUUAUGAGCGAUGUAUCACGCAGCUGUAAUGUAAGUGUUCUGAAGUCGGGACAUUCACUCAUCUUUUUUCACCUGUGACUGCAAAUGUCUCAAAACACUGUAACGUAAUGGCUAGAAUCACGCGCAGUCGUGCGAAGCUCUCAGCGGCAUCGAAUGAAGGCAGUGGCGACAUCGCAGGGGAUAGCAUCGUGAAAGGAACAUCGAAAAACGAAAUCGGAGGAACAGCUUCUAAGGAGUGCCACGAUCAAGAAAAUACAGACGAAGCUGAAGGAGACAUGGAAGAUGAAGCUGGUGGUGUCGAACAACAGUCUGGCCACUCAGACGACGACGACGCCCAGUACGAUAUCGAGGACCCGCUGUUCGAGCCGCUUGUACUGGACAGUGUAAAAGAUGAAGACGAUACGGGAUGCUCCGCCGAAGCAGAAGUAGAGCCUCGAGAAAAUAUGGACGAACAGUUACGUCAGACGGAUUUGCAUGUGAAGAGUGAAUCAAAUGAAUACGAUGUGGACACAUCUAGCAAUGAUCGUAAUACAACAGAUCAUGCAGUGGUGGCAACGGAAUGUCCAGAUGGCGACGUAAAAGAAACUGUAGAGCGUUCCAGGCAUUGCGAUGAGGAGCUAAAUCAGACAGAGUUCACUAUUGUUUCUGAGGUCAAAGAAGGUGAUGGAGAAAAUCUAGCGGAUGAAGCAGAAAUGGCGACUGAUGUGAAGAUUGAGGACCUGGGAAACAAUGAAUUAGGGGGUACGGUUGCCGAACACGACGACGAUGUCGAUGCGGGUGACGAGGAGAUGGUACUAGUCACAAACCUUCAGGAUCUCUGCCCUUUCACACCGCUGCCAGAAGAAAAACGCAUAACAGUGUCAGUCAGAAGAAUUAUUGAGCAAGAAGUCAGGGCACUGAUUGAAAAGCUGCUCUAUGACAAACAUGAUGCGUCCUGCAGUAAAUCGGGCACUGAGAUGUCCACACCAUCCUCACAGCAGGAACUAAAAACCUACGGUUGUAAUUUAUGUGGUGUGAGGAUUGGACACCCUGGAAGAUUUGAAAUACACAGUAAUUCGAGGAAACACCUUCAGUACUUACGUUGGGUGAAUGGAAUCAAUCUUAACAAGGAACAAGGACAGUUCUAUUGCGGCGUUUGCCGUGUCUCCUUGCCUGGAAAAGAUGUCAUGUCAUCCCAUUUCAAGAGUGAUCGUCAUGGCUGUCUCAGCAAGUUGUUCAACGUGGACGACUAUUAUGGCGCCCACGUGAUGGAGCGCAUCAACAUUACUGGCAAAUCAACAAAGUUGCUACAAGGAACUCCGCAGAAGACACCGGGGAAGCUGGAUGAUCGCUCAUUUACCUUCAAGGAGGAUGCUCAUACAGAGAGGCAAGGUGUUCGAGGUGGACUGACACCAACAUCAAGACCGGAUAGUGCUGAGCAAGGCAGCCGACAAAACGUACAAGGUUCAGCAGCAACAAAAUCUGGUGUUGGGACCUACCGCUGUGAUCUCUGCGGGGUAACAGUCGCUCGUCAAAGCUUUCUGCAGCAGCAUUUUAACGGGAAGAGACACCGUACACAAGUGAGGCUUCAUGAGAAACGUGCAGCGGAGCAAAAUUUUGCACAACUAAAAGUGUCACAAGGGAAUCCUUACAGCCAGGACCAACCGUACACAUCGGACUUUUAUCAAGACUUUGAAGGUCAGCAUUGGGAAGAAGCGCCACAGAAUCCCCCUCAAGGACAGACUGAAAUGUCUGAAGCUCCUUGUCCUGAACAAGGAGACGUGGGCUACAGCUUACCAGGUGCCAGCGAGGUAGAAAUGGGAGAAAAAUUUGUCGAAGAGGGUCAAGGAGACCAAGAAUGUGAUGAAGUGCAAACAGGGCAGAACUAUGAGGAAGAUGAAGCCGUGCUUCAGAAAGAAGAAGACGAAAUGGUUGGAGAUGGCUUUGAAUAUGAAAGUGCACAAGGUGCUGAUAUGCUGCAAGGCAGUGAAGAAGAUGAGCAGCAGUUUCCCACAGAGCAAACCUGGAGUGAAGAAGCAGUGGCAGAACUGGAACAGGUGGAAGAGGACGAGAACAAUGAGAAUCAAGACAACGAGGAUGAUGAAGCUGCCAUCGUUAAUGACGAGAACGUCUGCAUUGAAGAGGCUGAGGAAGACGCUCCUGCUGAUGAAGAAAGUGCUGCUGUAGAAGAUGAGGCACAUGCAGACAGUGCAAACACAGCUCCCCAUGAAGGGACUUCGGAUGCGGUCGCAGAAUUGAAAAAGGAUGAAGAGAAGGCUUCUGAGAACAAGGAAGGUAAAGAGAAAUCGGAAGACGAGAAGACGAGAGAGUCACGGAGGGACUCUCGCCACGGACAUAGCUCCAGUAGGGACUCUCACAGACAUUCCCAGCCAAGUUCAAGGAGAGAACCUAACAAGGACUCAAGAAGGUCAUCAGGUGAUAGUCGGGGAAGAAGAACUUCAAAUUCGAAGGAUGCAAAAGGAAGUGGUGCUGACUCCAAAGGCAGAGAUGCAAGAAGUACUAAGAGUGAUUCUAAGGAUGGAGCAAAGGAUGUCACUAAAAGUGAAUCCAAAGCCAAAUCAAGUACGGACACCAAGAGCGAAUCCAAAGGUGAUACGAAGAGGGAGCAUUCAAGAGAGACGAAAGGAGAUUCGAAAGGGGAUUCUAGGAGUGAUCCUAAGAGUGAUCCAAAGAGAAGGCCAUCAGACACCCACCAUUCACACCCAAGAGAUCGCAAGAGUACUUUCGAUUCGAAACAUGGAAGGAGCCUCAGAGACCCCAAACCCAAGACCCCGUCUUCGAGCUCUAGAGACCCAAAGCCUUCUAGCAGUACUUUGCGAAGACGCUCAGUACAGACAGUCCAAAGAGAUGCAGGAAGAGUCACUCGAAGGAGAGCCCUCUCGCCUGAGAGGCCAAUAUCAAGCAAGAAACCCAAAUACAGCUGCUUUGCUUGUAAAGUAGCUAUAUUCUCAGACAGGGAUUACAAAGAGCACUUUGAUAGCAGACGUCAUCGUCAAGAAGUUGAGCGUAGAGAGAAAAAGGAGGAGGAAGAACGUGCAGCACGCAGACGAUCAUCAUCACCUCGUUCCUACAGGCGACACGACAGAUCUCGCUCACCCGUGGAUCGCUGGCGCAUCACUGCUCCCUUGGUAACUCAGCCGCCUCACCAAGCACCGGAUCCAUCUUUCGUGAAUGCUCAGUGGCUCAACCCGGCAGCAUUCCUACCGUUGCAGCAACAGCUGCAGCAGCAUCCUCAGCAGCAUCUAGCACAGCUUCAACAACCCCAGCAACACCUACACCAACUUGCUCAAGCACCACAGCACAUUCCACACCUCCAGCAGCCGGUCCAGCAACAGCAGCAGUGCCUGCCAGAUGUGUUUGGCGUUGCUGGAGCCCUUCCGCAGGCUGCUGCGCCUUCAGCACAAGCACUGCCAUUGGAGAGCUAUACGGAGCGGCGUCCAGUUGUGGCAGGAGCUUUGGAUAACAUGAUACUUUUGCAGCAACGACUGCUCACCCUGGCUAGUGCCACUGGCGCCAAUGCUGGAGCGGCGAUGCCAAUCACUCAAGACUAUGAUGCUGGCCUGCAAGCCCGUCAGAGUCAGCAGCCAGGGCCAGAGGCAGUGCCACGACGGCCUCAGGAGAGAAGUAUGCACCAGCAUGAGUCAUCACUUCGACAGGGUCAGCAGUACAAGGGUGUACCACAGUACAGCCAGUCGAAGCAGAACCCACCGCAGCAGCAGAUGCCAUUUAUGGAAGGAAGUGUUUCUGGCAGAGGCCGCAUGCGUCCAGAGUACAAUGCUGGAGCUAGCAAUAGCCACAUCAACUAUCGCAGUAGUACAGCAGACGGUGGAGCACACCCAUAUUUCUCCCAAAAGGCCAGUAAUUCGCCCUCGCACGGCAUACCGUCCCAGGUCACAGCGAGGGAUCCCUAUGGCCAGCCAUUCCAGCAGUCAACGACAAACCCAUCAUCACGUUAUGGAAACGUGCUCGACGCGUCAGUGGGUAGUAAGAGUCAGACACGCGCAGAUUCGCAGCCGUCGUCGUUGGCGAGAAAUCAACGUUCGCAGUAUACAAGACCAGGCAUAAACACCGUGAAAGCUGGUGAUGUUGACAACAGUUACCAGUACAUGCAGAAAAGGUUUUAAGCAUGCACACAAGGGGGGGGGGGGGGUUCAUUCAUUGUCCACAUCCUUUUUGU
This is a messenger RNA of Ornithodoros turicata, 4264 nucleotides long. RefSeq lists its product as uncharacterized. The record is from RefSeq and is a predicted model, not a curated record. The transcript has 15 exons. Gene Ontology annotation, molecular function: nucleic acid binding; zinc ion binding. The coding region runs from base 195 to 4211 and encodes 1338 amino acids. Lineage: Eukaryota; Metazoa; Arthropoda; Arachnida; Ixodida; Argasidae.